This is a messenger RNA of Durotheca rogersii, 2655 nucleotides long. RefSeq lists its product as uncharacterized. Gene Ontology annotation, molecular function: acyltransferase activity, transferring groups other than amino-acyl groups. The coding region runs from base 277 to 2520 and encodes 747 amino acids. The transcript has a single exon. Lineage: Eukaryota; Fungi; Ascomycota; Sordariomycetes; Xylariales; Xylariaceae. The record is from RefSeq and is a predicted model, not a curated record.
GUGUGUGUAUUUGUGUAUUUGUGUGUGUGUGUGCUCACCUGUGGGGUCGAGGACAUCGUUAGCGAUGUGAAAGGAAAACGAGGAAUAGGGAGAAGAGAGGCUAGCGAUGACGGCGAGGAAGGUGAGGAGGGAGGAGACGAAGGAGGGGAGCGAAGAGAUGGAGAUGACGAGACUCUCGCCAGUUAUUCAUCCAUCGAGUGCGAAUUAUUGAUAGGUCACACAUCUAGGUCCGGUAACAUAACCGCCUCCACGGCCUUGGAGGGCCUGCGGGUCACGAUGCCGGCAAUCAUGGAUGACCCAUCGAGUCCCACCAUCCACCGUGUUACCGGGCCUGCGCCGUACCCAAUCCCCGGCAAGCCGGAGCUCCCGCCCAAUGUCCUACCCCGCCAAGUCACCCUGCGUGACCGCCAGACCAUUGCGACCGUCGUGCCCUUCGCUUCGCGCGACCAGGUGCCCGCCUCGUUGCUCGCGUAUCUCUCGGACCAGUUCGCGAAGGAGAUCGAGGGCGGCGACACCUAUCCCAUGAUCGAGCCCAUGCCUCUCGAGAAGUUCUCCGCCUACUGGGUGCAGAACUUUGCCGGCAUCAUGCUGCUCGGCCGCAUCGAAAGUGCCUCCGACGUUGUCGAGGGCAAGGACUGGUCCAAGGAGUGUCUCGGCAGCUUUUACAUCAAGCCCAACUACCCUGGCCGUAGCAGCCACGUCUGCAACGGCGGUUUUCUCGUCACCGACGCCUCUCGCAAUCGCGGUGUCGGUCGCCUCAUGGGCGAGAGCUACCUCGACUGGGCCCCCAAGCUCGGCUACACGUACUCGGUCUUUAACCUCGUCUACGAGACGAACGUCGCCUCCUGUAGGAUCUGGGACGCCCUGGGCUUCAAGCGCAUCGGCCGCGUCAAGGGUUGCGGCAAUCUCAAGUCCUAUCCCGACCGGCUGGUCGACGCCAUCAUCUACGGCCGCGACUUGGGCGACGCCGGCGAGGGUGGCGGCAGCGGCAGCGGCGAACCCCUUCUCGUGAGUGAAGAGCGUUUCGACAAGAUCAAGUUCUAUCUCAAGUACGGGCGCUACCCGAAUGGCUCUGACCGCGCCGAGAAAAGUAGGCUCCGUAGCGCCGCGACGCACUAUAAGCUGCUCGACAACGAUGUGCUGAUGUUGAAGGAUAAAGAAGUCAUCAGCGACCCCGUCCGCCAGAUGGAUAUCUCGCGCCGUCUCCACGAGGCUGGUGGCCACGCCGGCAUCAACAAGACCACCGCUACCAUUGCCGAGAAGUAUCACUGGAGCCGUAUUAAGGAGACGGUCUCGGAUGUAAUCAGGAUGUGUGACCAAUGCAAGGAAUCGGGCAAGAUCCCCUCCGUUCCAAACACUGCCAGUUACCGGCGUCCCAUCGUAAAUUCCGACAGGGCCACCGCCGGCUCUAGCGUCGAUCCUCUCUCGCCCGAACCGUCGCCCGUGUUAGGCACUGGGGUAUGCGGCAACGGCGCGGAGGGGACCGGGAGGGUCCUCGAACUGCAAGCGCCGGCGCCGGCACACAAUGACCUACCGCCGCUACUUGGCCCUGCGAACCCUUACGAGCAUCACAGUGACAUCUCAUCCUUGCUGAAUCCCCCUCCGAUGCAGUCGUCACACGACGCCGGGUUGUUAUCACACCACCACCACCACCAACACCACCCCCUGCUACCGAGUCAGCUCCACCACGACUCGGCCGCGACCCUCGCUUCGCUCCAUGAGGCUGUAGAUAUGUACCACCCGAUAGACCCCCAGAUGAUAUCCCAGGCCGCCCACCACCAUUCCGUCUCUCAUCAUCAUCAUCAUCCCCAUUUAUUCGACCCCUUUCACACUAAUCCUAGGGAUACCAUCCCGCAUCAUAGCUCGCACUCCGCGCACCAUUCGCUGUCGGGGCACGAACCGUACAGUCCGCACGAUCCCCACAUCGUAUCAUCCCUCCACGCUAUCCAUGCGCUGAGCCAUGAUCCCUCGUUCGACACUCCCAUGCACCACCAUCAUCAUAAUCAUCAUCGCCACGACCCGGAUUCUUUCCAGGCCCUGCUCCACGACGAGUCUGAUCUAGAUCCCACCAGCCAUCAUCAUAAUCACCACCAUCACCACUUCGCUCUGUCCCUCACCGACCCAGAAAACUACCACCAUGUCCACAGUAAUCAUAAUCACCAUCAGCAUUACCGCCAUCGGCUCGACUCCCACCACGAGCACCAACACCACCACCACCCAGUAGAUCUAGUAGUAGACCCGCACGACCAUCACGAUGCGAGCAACUCGGUAGUGGUAGACCAGGACGCUAUGGACCGCGACCUGGACAUGCUCAUCGAACACCACGACUCGUCGGACUCGUCGGGCUCGGGAUCCCUCCACGUCUCUCCCGGCCCCGCCUCCCCGCCCUCGGGAAUCCACAUGGAUAUCGACGAAGUCAUCGCCCGCGGCUCCGAUCCUGACUCGGACCUCCACCACCACCACCACGAGCACCAGCAUCACGACCACGGCCUCGACUCGGACCCCCACGAGCACGUGUGAGCGCGAGCCCCGACGACCGCCGGUGGCCAGUGCGGCGCGCGGGGGGAAAGGGCCGACGGAGCUAUGCGUAUACGUAGACGUGGGAGCGGGACGGCGGACGCACGCAGUGCGAAUUAGUUUCUGUAGAUGUGCACG